AUGGGGCCACAGCUGCCCUCAGCCCCUCCUGCCCUCUGGGUCCUCGCUGGCUCCAUGCUGCUCCUUGGGGUGUGGGUACUGUGCACAGCCUGCCACAGGAAGCGGGUGUCGAGGCCGCAGGCAGGACUGCAGGGGGCUGAGAUGUUGGCCAACUCGUCACUAUUGAGACAGACCCACCUCUGCUCCCUCAGCAAGUCGGACACUAGGCUGCAUGAGCUACACAGGGGUCCUCAAGGCAGCCGAGCCCCUCGGCCUGCCAGCAUGGACCUCCUGCGACCACACUGGCUGGAGGGGUACAGGGGCACCCUCAGGCUGCCUGAAGUGCCCCCACCCUCUCCACACCAAGAGCCGCCCUGGCCCCUGCCUGUUGUCCCAGCUCCAGCCCCCUCUGGCCUGGAGACCACCUAUUCUAACGUGGGUCUGGCCGCGCUCCCCAGAGCCAGCCUGGCAGCCAGUCCUGAGGUCUGGUCAGGGGCCCAGCUGCACAGUGGCUGGGCCAUGCCUGGGCUGGGACCUGUGUUGGCUGAGUAUGCCUGCGUCCGGAAGCUCAAGGGGACAGACGAGUGCCCCCAAGAACAUCACAGAAAGACUGAGUUGAGCCCAGUCACCCAGGUGGACAGCCUGUACUCCAGGGUCAACAAGCCUAAAAAGAGGGACGCAGGGUCCACCACGGAGCAGCUGGAUUCCAAGGGUACAGGCUCUUCACAGGCCCACCUGCAGAGGAGCCCUGGUUUGGACCAUGACCCCCAGGAAAAUGUGUAUGAGAGCAUCCAGGAGCUGAGCCAUGAGCCCCGGAGUCUCCCAACCGGCUGUUAG
Chrysochloris asiatica (Cape golden mole) is the source of this 816-nucleotide messenger RNA. It is a transcript of the gene LIME1, whose product is annotated as Lck interacting transmembrane adaptor 1. Gene Ontology annotation, molecular function: protein kinase binding. Gene Ontology annotation, cellular component: B cell receptor complex. The record is from RefSeq and is a predicted model, not a curated record. Gene Ontology annotation, biological process: regulation of non-canonical NF-kappaB signal transduction; regulation of transcription by RNA polymerase II; regulation of MAP kinase activity. The transcript has 5 exons. NCBI's taxonomy places the organism in Eukaryota, Metazoa, Chordata, Mammalia, Afrosoricida, Chrysochloridae. Bases 1 to 816 code for a protein of 271 amino acids.